CAAAAAUUCCUCAUCUCUAUGCAUUAAUUUAUGAGCUAAAGAAACAAGGCAUCAAAAUGGCAAUGACCAGAGCCUUGCAUCUCCACUCAUAUACUGCUCGGUUAAUGAACUCCACACGAAGAAAAAGUUGCAUGAGCAGACAGCACGUUAUUAUGGUCGUCAAAUGCAACAAAGAAGGUCCGAUGACAAUCUCGUCGGAUCAAAAGAUUCGAGAAAGAGAAUUAAAAGCUUUUGAUGAUACAAAAGCUGGUGUGAAGGGACUACAUGAUAAAGGGGUGGCAAAGCUUCCUCGUAUCUUUGUUCAUGAUAAUGACAGACAGGAGGAGAAGUCCGGUAACAGCAUGUUUCAGGCUGGCAUUCCUGUCGUCGACAUGGAAGGUGUGAAUCAAUUAGAUCCCUUUUUGCGAGCCAAGAUCGUGGAUAAGCUUCGCGAUGCUUUUGAAAAAUGGGGAUUUCUUCAGGUAGUUAACCAUGGAAUUUCAGUUGAGGUUAUGGAGAAGAUGAUGGAAGGAAUACGCAUGUUUCAUGAGCAAGAUAAUGAGGUGAAGAAGCAAUACUAUUCGAGGGAUUCCACGAGGAAUGUCUUGUAUAAUAGCAACUAUGAUCUUUAUGAGUCGACAGCAGCGCUCUGGAAGGAUACCAUUACUUGUAAAAUGGCUCCAGUUCCUCCUAAGCCAGAAGAACUGCCCGCCAUUUCUAGAGAUAUUAUGCUGGAAUACUCAAACGAGGUUAUGAGGUUAGGGAUUACACUACUUGGAUUGCUGUCGGAGUCUUUGGGACUGGAAACAGACUACCUUGUGAACAUGGGUUGUGCUGAGGGGCUUUACCUGAAAGGACAUUAUUAUCCACCUUGUCCACAGCCUGAGUUGACUUUGGGGAUUGUCAACCACACCGAUUUCAGCUUCCUAACAAUACUCCUCCAGGAUCAAAUUGGUGGUCUCCAAGUGCGUCAUCAAGAUACAUGGGUUGAUGUACCUUGCUUGCCUGGAGCUUUAGUCAUUAACGUGGGAGACCUCUUGCAGUUGAUAUCAAAUGACAGAUUCAAAAGCGUGUUUCAUAGAGUGUUGUCAAAACGGGAAGGUCCAAGAAUAUCAGUGGCAAGCUUUCUAAGACCACAUUCUGGUGCAGGUUUUUCAGCGAUGCUAUAUGGCCCAAUCAAGAAACUUUUAUCAGAAGAAAAUCCGCCAAUCUACAGAGGGACGACGAUAGAAGACUAUGCAAAAUACUUCUUCAAGAAAGACAAAGUUGGAGUUCGAGCUCUAAAGUAUUUCAAGUUGUGAUUAACAUUUUAAGGAGUCAGGAGGGAAAUUAUUGAGAAGGACGAGAUGAAGUAUUGUGGUUGAUUGAAGACUAUUGCUGAUUUGUUACAACUACAAGCAGUUUUUCCCUUCUGCGUUCAUUGCAAAAUAAAUACGGUCUUGUACAUCAGAAUUUGCACUGUACUCGAGCUUCUCUUCUAGCUAAGAAAAUGGCAGUUCCAUGACUCGGGCAGCUGAUCACGAAUGAACAAUGAUAUGUUCAAAAGUGAAAACCACAGGGUACUCGCGAAACAAGAAGGCCCAAGGAUUUCAGUAGAAAGUUUCUUCGGGACACAUUUUGAUCAAGAAGGAAGUACAUCAAGGCUCUAUGGACCGAUCAAGGAACUAUUAUCAGAAGAAAACCCACCACUCUACAGAGAGAUUACAGCCAAACAGCUGCUUACACAGCGUUACAAUGAUAGCCUGCAUAAAGCUCCACUUUUAUCACAUUUUAAGUUGAAUGCUGCUACUUGGGAACCAUGAAAUAUGCCGUUUUUGCAAGUUCAGUGUUUUCAUAAACCUUUUGCGGCAUUCAUGAUGCAUCAAUAAGUUGAUGAUUUAUCAUUUGUAUCUGUAUGA
Molecule: messenger RNA, 1877 nt
Organism: Coffea arabica (coffee)
Lineage: Eukaryota; Viridiplantae; Streptophyta; Magnoliopsida; Gentianales; Rubiaceae
Source: RefSeq, a predicted model, not a curated record